AUGGCGGCGCUCGCUCCGACGAAGAUGCUCGGCACCCGGCUCAACUUCGCCGGCUCCUCCAGGUACGCCACAGCGGCACCAACUGCUGGCGCACAGAAGAUCGUCUCCCUCUUUGAUCGCUUCAAGAAGAAGCCCGCCCCGAAGCCGAAGCCCGCCCCCGUGGCCACCUCGAGCGUGGGCAUCGACGACGAGCUCGCCAAGUGGUACGGUCCUGACAGGAGGAUCUACUUGCCCAACGGUCUCCUUGACCGGUCGGAGGUGCCGGAGUACCUCAACGGAGAGGUUCCCGGAGAUUGCAGCUACGGCUAUGAUCCUUUUGGCCUGGGCAAGAAGCCAGAGGACUUCGCCAAGUACCAGGCCUUUGAGCUCAUCCAUGCCAGGUGGGCCAUGCUCGGCGCCGCCGGAUUCAUCAUCCCCGAGGCGCUCAACAAGUUCGGCGCAAACUGCGGUCCCGAGGCAGUUUGGUUCAAGACCGGCGCCCUGCUCCUUGACGGGAACACCCUCAACUACUUCGGCAACAGCAUCCCCAUCAACCUCAUCCUCGCCGUCGUCGCCGAGGUCGUCCUCGUCGGAGGCGCCGAGUACUACAGGAUCACCAACGGGCUGGAAUUUGACGACAAGCUCCACCCCGGUGGCCCAUUCGACCCGCUCGGCCUCGCCACCGACCCCGACCAGGCGGCGCUGCUCAAGGUGAAGGAGAUCAAGAACGGGCGGCUGGCCAUGUUCUCCAUGCUGGGCUUCUUCAUCCAGGCCUACGUCACCGGCGAGGGCCCCUUCGAGAACCUGUGCGCGCACCUCAGCGACCCCUUCGGCAACAACCUGCUCACCGUCAUCUCCGGCGCCGCCGAGAGGGUGCCCAGCCUGUGA
Molecule: messenger RNA, 867 nt
Organism: Triticum turgidum subsp. durum (durum wheat)
Lineage: Eukaryota; Viridiplantae; Streptophyta; Magnoliopsida; Poales; Poaceae
Source: the annotation of a GenBank genome assembly